GCUCCUGUAGACUCUCCGAUAUAUAGUUACGUAGUUGACUUGAGAAAUAAUUUGGUCUAUAAGUAGCACAUACACAUUUUCUAACUAUGCGAUUAUCUUAUAAGACAAAAGUUUUAAGAAUCCUUCUUCAGUCGAUCUUAAAAUCCGACAACCCAAAAGCCUCAUCAUAAGCAUAAAGGUUAGUUAAUUCAAUUAAUUUGACGAUUAGGCGUUCGAACUGGAUUAUCUUCGGUUCUUAUGCGACAAACGUUUAAUCAUUUGCUUUCUAAUUAAAUAUAUAUAGCUAUAAUGUUUGUUAUUGUCUUUGUAGAUAAUCUAGAACAAAAUUCAAUGUCUGGAAAUAACCAGUUAGGAGUGCUCAAGGCACUCGAUGUAGCCAAAACACAGCUUUACCAUUUCACGGCAAUUAUUAUCGCCGGUAUGGGUUUCUUCACCGAUGCCUACGAUUUAUUUAGCAUUGCAUUGGUCACAAAGCUUUUAGGUCGCAUCUACUACCACAAGGCGGGUGCAGAGAAGCCGGGAACACUCCCACCAGAAGUGGCGGCGGCGGUCAAUGGUGUUGCUCUAUGUGGGACACUUAUGGGUCAACUAUUUUUUGGGUGGCUUGGAGACAAACUUGGCCGGAAAAAAGUAUAUGGAAUCACUUUGAUUAUGAUGGUUGUUUGCUCUGUCGCCUCCGGUCUCUCGUUUGGAAAUAAUUCAAAAGGCGUCAUGACCACUCUUUGCUUUUUCCGGUUUUGGCUAGGAGUUGGUAUUGGAGGUGACUACCCACUCUCAGCAACGAUCAUGUCGGAGUAUGCGAACAAGAAGACUCGUGGUGGGUUCAUCGCGGCCGUGUUUGCUAUGCAAGGGUUUGGAAUCUUGGCUGGAGGCAUCGUUGCACUAGUACUAUCGAGUAUUUUCGAUUACCAAUUCCCGUCGCCCAUCUAUAGUGUAGACCCGUAUGCCUCGACUGUACCUCAAGCUGAUUACUUAUGGCGUAUCAUCCUUAUGAUUGGUGCUCUCCCCGCAGCGAUGACCUAUUACUGGCGAAUGAAAAUGCCCGAGACUGCUCGUUACACCGCUUUAGUUUCCAGAAACAUCAAACUAGCUGCACAAGACAUGUCAAAAGUCUUGCAAGUGGAUCUUAAAGCUGAUGAAGAAAUUGCUGAAAACAAGGUUACAGAUCCUAAGCUAAACUACGGCUUGUUCUCCAAAGAAUUUCUUAAGCGCCAUGGACUUCCUCUCCUCGGAACUACAUCCACUUGGUUCUUUCUUGACAUUGCGUUUUACAGCCAAAACUUAUUUGAAAAAGAUAUAUUUUCUGCCAUCGGAUGGAUCCCAAAAGCGGCAACGAUGAAUGCCAUCCACGAAGUUUACAAGAUUGCUAGAGCGCAAACCCUCAUUUCACUAUUCAGUACCAUCCCAGGUUACUGGUUCACCGUCUUAUUCAUUGAUAUUAUGGGAAGAUUCGCGAUCCAGAUAAUGGGAUUCUUCUUCAUGACCGUGUUUAUGUUCGCUUUAGCUUUGCCUUAUGACCAUUGGAUCAAACCAGACAACCGCAUUGGAUUCGUUAUUAUAUUCUCCCUAACUUUCUUCUUUGCAAACUUCGGUCCGAAUGUAACUACAUUUGUUGUACCUGCUGAGAUAUUCCCAGCAAGGUUGAGAUCUACAUGUCAUGGAAUUUCAGCCGCGGCAGGAAAGGCGGGAGCUAUCGUGGGUGCGUUUGGAUUCUUAUACGCGGCUCAGUCAAAGGAUAAGAACAAGACGGACGCAGGAUAUCCACCGGGUAUUGGUGUCAAGAACUCGUUGAUCAUGCUUGGUGUUAUUAACUUUGUCGGUAUGCUCAUGACAUUUUUAGUGCCAGAAUCCAAAGGAAAGUCUCUUGAGGAGCUUUCGGGUGAGAAUGUGAAUGAUGAGACGGCUUCAUCCAAGGCCAGUCUCUCCAGAAGAAACUGAAGGGAUACCGACUUGUGGCUUAAUCAAAAUUGUGUAGUUAUUUUUUUUUCAUUUGAUUUCAUGUAAAAUUUGUUGUUUAUAUUAUGUUAUAAUUUUUUUGGAGAAAUUACUUAAUACCGUAGGUUGGCUAAUACUUUAAAAAUACUCUAACAUUAGAGUUUAAGAUAUUAAAUUAUUUUUAGAGUUUAGUAUUUAAGGGGUAAUGUUGGAUUUAUAAACCGUUAUAAAUGAUUAAACAUUUAUAAAUAUUUAGAGGGUUAGUUUAUUAUUAUUAUUCAUAAAUUAGUGUAUUUAUAAAAGUGGUCAUUCUUUAAAGGUAAAUUUGAAAAGUGUAUAAUGUUUGUUGUAUAAUUAGAAUUCUCCCAACAUAUUUUGGUGACUAUUAAAAACACUAAAAAAAAGAAAAAAAAAACAAUAUAAAUAAAACAUUAUGAAUAAAAGGGAAUAGUUAUGUUCUAUAGUUCUGUAAGAAUAGAAGAAUGAAAAAGAACCAUGUAUCAAAUAUUUCUUAUAAAAAGGAAAAAACAUCAAUUCACUAUUUAUAUUCAUUCUUUUUUUAAGGAAUAUGAUAUAUACUAUAGAUUUUACCCACUUUCAGCAAUGAUAUAUAAGUAUUAGGAACU
This is a messenger RNA of Brassica napus (rape), 2561 nucleotides long. RefSeq names its product probable inorganic phosphate transporter 1-3. Gene Ontology annotation, molecular function: phosphate transmembrane transporter activity. Gene Ontology annotation, biological process: phosphate ion transport; transmembrane transport. The transcript is spliced from 2 exons. Bases 289 to 1938 code for a protein of 549 amino acids. NCBI's taxonomy places the organism in Eukaryota, Viridiplantae, Streptophyta, Magnoliopsida, Brassicales, Brassicaceae. Gene Ontology annotation, cellular component: membrane. The record is from RefSeq and is a predicted model, not a curated record.